GUACUAAUGUAAACAUCCGCUGAAAACAAUGAAAUGUAUCAACUGCGGGACAAAGUGUAAUAGUCUUUAUAGACAUUAUUCAAGAGAUAUAAUACAACUGGAACACUGCAUCCAUUGUAAAGAGCUCGUAGACAAAUAUAUAGAGUUUGACCCAGUCAUUAUCUGUCUUGAUGCUUUACUGUUGAAAAGAGAAGCAUUUCAGCAUGUUCUCAGCAAUAAUUCCACUCAGGCUCAGUGGAAACUAACCUCUAUAUUGUUACUAUUUGACGCCUACACUAAACUUGUUCAUCAAAGACAAAAUGGAGACCACACCAACAGGCCUAUGCCAGAUAGUGUUUUGUACUCUGCAUUCGAAUGGGAUCUUUACUUUAACUAUUUUUCAGCCCUUAUAGAACUACUUGUGUGUGUAGUUGUUAUAUUGUUAGCAUUUGUCAUCGCUAGUAAGAUUAUGCCUUCCUCAGACAAACUUAGAUUAUAUGAAAUAGUAAGAGGAAUUUUAUUGUCAAAUUUUGGUAAGAUAUUGGUAAUACCUGCUGUAUUAUGGGGUUAUAAUGAGAUGUAUGUGUGGUUAACAGCAAUAUUUGUCUGUGCAUCAAAUGUUCAAGCUUUCCGUGUGUUAUGUCCUUCAUGGCCAGCCAUAUUUUGUGCAGUUGUUGUCAUUUCCAGUCAUGUCAUAGCUUCUUUAACUGGCAGCAUAAUCUAUAAUUUACAUUCUGCAAUCAAAUAAA
Mytilus californianus (California mussel) is the source of this 728-nucleotide messenger RNA. Its product is annotated as protein ARV1-like. The transcript has 6 exons. Gene Ontology annotation, cellular component: Golgi apparatus; cortical endoplasmic reticulum. The record is from RefSeq and is a predicted model, not a curated record. Bases 29 to 727 code for a protein of 232 amino acids. Gene Ontology annotation, biological process: sphingolipid metabolic process; intracellular sterol transport; sterol metabolic process. NCBI's taxonomy places the organism in Eukaryota, Metazoa, Mollusca, Bivalvia, Mytilida, Mytilidae.